UCUUGAGGUUGACGGUGUUCGCAAUUGAGGCGACGCGGGCGGUUCUGGGAGCCGCUUUUGCCAUGGCGACUUACGUGAGCGAGCUGGAGGUGGCCAAGAAGAACCUGAGCGAAGCGCUGGGCGAGAACGUGAAGCAAUACUGGGCUAAUUUAAAGCUGUGGUUUAAGCAAAAGAUCAGCAAAGAAGAGUUUGACCUGGAAGCUCGAAGGCUCCUCACGCAAGACAAUGUCCAUUCGCACAAUGAUUUCCUCUUGGCUAUUCUCACUCGAUGCCAGAUCUUGGUUUCUGCACCUGAAGGUGCUGGCUCUUUGCCAUGGACAGGAGGUUCUGCAACAAAACCCGGCAAGCCCAAAGGGAAGAAAAAGUUUUCUUCCGCUCGACAGAAGUUUGAUCACCGGUUCCAGCCUCAGAACCCUUUAUCGGGAGCCCCACAGUUUAUGGCCAAGGACCCCCAAGAAGACGACGACCUGAAGCUGUGUUCGCAUACUAUGAUGCUUCCCACUUGGGGCCAGCUGGAGGGACGGAUGAUCGUCACAGCUUUUGAGCACGGCCUGGAUAACGUCACGGAAGAGGCGGUGACGGUCGUCGUCUAUGCUGUGGAGAAGCAUCUCAAGGAUAUCCUUGCGUCAGUAAUAUCCAGGAGGAAGGCCUACCGCUUGAGGGACGGUCACUUCAAGUAUGCCUUUGGAAGCAACGUCAAUCCUCAGCCUUACCUGAAGAACAGUGUCGUCGCUUACAACAAUUUGACCGAAUGCCCUCCAACCUGCUUAGCGCCUCCUCCUGGUCAGAACCUGGCAUCCCACCCUCCUCCUGAUGAUGCUGAGCAGCAGGCCGCCCUCCUCCUGGCCUGUUCCGGAGAUACCGCACCAGCCUCUCUGCCACCUGUCAAUAUGUAUGACCUCUUUGAGGCGUUGCAGAUCCACCGAGAAGUGAUCCCUGCUCACACCAUCUAUGCUCUCAAUAUUGAAAGAAUCAUCUUGAAGCUCUGGCACCCGAACCACGAAGAGCUGCAGCAAGACAAAAUCCACCGGCAGCGCUUGGCGGCAAAGGAAGGGCUCCUGAUGUGCUGAGGCCCACGACAGCAUUUCUUGGACCUGCCUAGUCGGGCGUCUGGACCUCGCCUUGCUGUGCUGGCAUUUCCCAGUGGAAUCAUGGAUGUCUUUCCUAUGGAAAUAUGACUUGAGAUGCAGGAGGGCAUUGUGUUUGCUACCAGAAAGCCGCAUGGCAAAAAAAACCCCAACCAUGGCGCACUGUCUUCCUUAAAGAGUUGGGGCAUUAGCCUUUAACCAGAGUGAAUGCAAAUCAUUCUGGAAAGACUGGUGCCAUAUUGGUAAAAAGGAAAGGAGUUGGGGAAGUGUGAAAUCCUGUGUUGUUGCUUUGUUUCUGUUGUUGUUGGACAGGCAUGAAGGACUGUGGUCAGCAAGCAACCAGUUCCCGUACUGCAGGGUGCCCUGCCCAGUUGCCAGUUAUUAGGGUUACGGUGUUUGACCCACGGCCCUGGGCUGCCUUGGCAGUAAACACGCACUCGGCAAAGAAGUGUUUUAGUUUUUCUGUGUUCCAGAUUUAUGGACAAAUGAGCAAAGCCCUAUUCCAUGUCAAUAAACUCC
Gekko japonicus is the source of this 1607-nucleotide messenger RNA. RefSeq names its product transcriptional adaptor 1 (gene TADA1). Gene Ontology annotation, cellular component: SAGA complex. Gene Ontology annotation, molecular function: transcription coactivator activity. The record is from RefSeq and is a predicted model, not a curated record. Gene Ontology annotation, biological process: regulation of transcription by RNA polymerase II. Bases 63 to 1070 code for a protein of 335 amino acids. Lineage: Eukaryota; Metazoa; Chordata; Lepidosauria; Squamata; Gekkonidae. The transcript is spliced from 8 exons.